AUGGAAGGCCUUUUGAGUUCUGUGGCGGUUCCUAGCAUGAAAGAGCGCCAGAAACGACUGUGCCAAGAGCGACAGAAGGAGCGGCACCGGCCAGUUUACGAAGAUUCCAGUAAUUUUGGUGUUCGCAUGCUUGCUAAAUUGGGUUGGUCGGAAGGUAAAGGUUUGGGUAAGCACGAAAACGGCAUUGCCGUACCGGUAGCACAAAGAUUUAAGCGGGACACCGAAGGUGUUGGCUUUGUUGGUGGACCCGAUGAUCAGUGGACACAGCAUGAUGCUGGUUUUAAUGAUCUACUGAAACAGCUGAAUGGUGAAGCAGACGUGCCAGACGAUCCUUGUGACACCGAACUCAAUCCAAAAGCACAGCUCCAGUCGCUUGAGGAACGGUCGAAGACGUCGCGUGUCCGGGUACACUACAAGAAAUUUACCCGUGGGAAGGAUCUGAGCCAAGUGAACGAAAAAGAUCUUGCCAACAUUUUUGGCAAACGUUCUUUUGCCGAGAUCAAUAAGCCGGUUGUAGCGCCUGCAGAUAAUAAUUCGUCCGGAAACGUGAGUGACGAAGAUUCGCAACAAGAACGGCCCGUUUUAGGUUUGUCCACGAUCAAGGCGAGCAUGUCGAUCCAGGAGUACUUCAAGGAAAAGAUGAAACAAAAAAGUUUGUCCAGUUCUGGUGGUAAUGGGACAAAAUGCGAAGAACAAUCUACCAAAGAGCUGGUACAUCCUGAAGUCGAUUCUAGUAUGCCUAAGAAGAAGAAAAGCAAGAACAAAAAUGAAGAAUCUUUACCAAUUCCUGUGGAGGACACUGUGCCCAGUGAAGAAGUGUCGCUAAAAAAGCAUAAACGAAAGCGAGAAAAAGUAGAGCCGGUUGAGGAAGCUGCAGCCGUGGAGGAUGUUCCAAUUGAACCGGAAAAAGAGUUGUCUGAGGUCGGGAAAAAAAGGAAAAAAUCCAUUAAACAAAUUCAAGAUCCUGAAUCAUCGAUUGUAGAUGCGACUGAUGAGAUGGGAAAGGAAGAUCUCGCUGAAGCUGAGGAACCUGUGAAAAAGAAGAAAAAACCUAAAAAAAGUAAAAUAGAUGCAUCGUUGGAGGUUAAUAUUACUAACGGAACACUUGCUAUCGAUGAGAUGGCCAAAGAAGAAAUCGGUGAAGCCAUCGCUGAAGAACCAACAAAAAAGAAGAAAAAAUCUAAAAAAAGCGAAUUGGAAGAAUCCAUCGAGACCAAUGAUGAGGAGGAGCUAACGUGCAAAGUUAAAGUCCAUAUGUUGAAGUACCUUGACGAAUCACGCUUCAAAGGCUCUAAUUUUGGCGACAUUAUUGGUUACAGAUUGACGGAGCAGGUUAAGCUUAUCAAGAACGAGGCCCGGUCAACAAAAUGGAAGCGAAAGAAGUAA
Molecule: messenger RNA, 1386 nt
Organism: Anopheles maculipalpis
Lineage: Eukaryota; Metazoa; Arthropoda; Insecta; Diptera; Culicidae
Product: PIN2/TERF1-interacting telomerase inhibitor 1
Exons: 3
Coding region: 1-1386 (461 amino acids)
Biological process (GO): regulation of ribosome biogenesis
Cellular component (GO): nucleolus
Molecular function (GO): telomerase inhibitor activity; nucleic acid binding
Source: RefSeq, a predicted model, not a curated record